AUGUCAAUACGCAAAGGAGUCAAAGACAACUCGAAAUUUCCUUCUGGCCCUCCUACCCCUAUCCAAACCCAAGGUUCAUCAUCUUCGGCCUCGGACCAAGCGACCUUUACCCACCGAGAGCACCACGAAACCAAACGCCAUGACGACCAGCCACCCAUUGACCUACAACAACUACAACAACACCAGGAUCAUCGCCACCGUAACCACAUGGACCCCAAUCCGAAUCCCUACCCGUACCACGCCGAACACGGCCCUCCCAUCGACAACGCCCUCAAGUACGCCGAGGCCGAGGAGGACUAUCAACACCACAAGACGCUCUGGUGGUCUCGCGUGCGCCACCACCUGCGCGACCCGUUUGCCGAGUUCCUGGGCACGUUUAUCAUGAUUUUGUUUGGCGACGGGUCCGUCGCGCAGGUCACGCUCUCUGCGAACCCGAAUCUGCCAGCGAGUAGUCAGAACAAGGGUGACUAUCAAAGCAUUUCAUGGGGAUGGGGAAUAGGCGUGAUGCUGGGAGUCUACGUCGCCGGGUGCGCGGGGGGCCACCUCAACCCGGCCAUCACCAUGGUCAACUGCAUCUUCCGGGGGUUCCCCUGGUGGAAGUUCCCCGUGUACGCGUGCGCGCAGGUGGCCGGCUGCUUCUGCGGCGCCGCCGUCAUCUACGGCAACUACAAGUCGGCCAUCGACGCCUACGAGGGCGGCGCCAACGUCCGCACCGUGCCAGGGUACAGCGACACGGCGACCGCGGGCGUGUUUUGCACGUACCCGCAGCCCUUCCUGUCCACGACCGGCCAGUUCUUCUCCGAGAUCGUCUCGAGCACCGUUCUCGUCUUUGUCAUCUUCGCCCUCAAGGACGACGCGAACCUGGGCGCCGGGAACUUGGUGCCGCUCGCCCUGUUCUUUUUGAUCUUUGGAAUCGGUGCCACCCUGGGCUGGGAGACGGGCUACGCUAUCAACCUCGCUCGAGACUUUGGUCCGAGACUCUUUACGUAUUUUGUCGGAUAUGGACAUGAGGUUUGGAGUGCCGGAGGAUAUUACUUUUGGAUUCCCAUGAUCGCUCCCUUCAUAGGUUGCACUUUUGGAGGAUUCCUCUACGACGCAUUCAUUUAUACCGGUGAAUCACCAAUCAAUACCCCUUGGAUGGGACUCAAGAGACUUGUCCGUCCAACCAAAAAGGGAAUUAAGGAGGCCAUUUAUGGUGUUCCUUAA
Molecule: messenger RNA, 1206 nt
Organism: Exophiala spinifera
Lineage: Eukaryota; Fungi; Ascomycota; Eurotiomycetes; Chaetothyriales; Herpotrichiellaceae
Exons: 3
Coding region: 1-1206 (401 amino acids)
Biological process (GO): glycerol transmembrane transport; water transport
Cellular component (GO): plasma membrane
Molecular function (GO): water channel activity; glycerol channel activity
Source: RefSeq, a predicted model, not a curated record